AAGCUCAAUUGAAGCGUUAAUGAAGUGAAGUUUGCGGCACAACGUGCAUCCUUACGACCACUUAAACAGUUACUGAUCAAUUAACCGUUAACGAAGCUGCCAAAUCCAGCACAGCCAAUACGAAACACAGUCAAAGAUAAGGAACCAAAGCCAAUAAUUAUGUUCUCCAUGUGCUCAAAGGUGAAGGCAAGAAGUGAGGAGUCGUUUUUCUCGCCACAGCUACAAAUGCAGCUGCAGCAGCCCGCGGGCACCGGCGGCAAGCAAAUCAAAGGCGGUUACCUUCUACGCUAUAAAAAGCAAAUGCUAUGGAACCGCUGGGCCGAGGAGUGGGUUAUACUGUAUGAUGAUUCCACCAUGGCCUGGUUUACGGAGCCGGGACGUUCAUCGCCAUCGGGCAAAAUAUUGGUCAAGGAGGCGCCCGAGAUGCUGGCCAUUGCACACUGGACCGGCCAGAUACCGCGCCGUCCCCCAUUGCCUGAUGGCGUCAGCGUGUCACAGCUAAUUGCGCUUGGGUCACGUCGCAAGCGCUCCAAGGUCUACUGGAUGCUGGCCAAGUCUGAGAACGAGGUAAGCGACUGGAUAGACGCCAUAACUAAAACUUUGCCGCCGCCGCCGCAAAUCGAAUUGGUCGUGGAUAAGCCGCAACUAAUGAAUGUAUUGCGGCGUCCGCUUGUGCGUAUAAGACCGGCCACCAACUCGGAGGUAAAGAAGCGCAAGUCGGCGGCUCAUAGCACCAGCAGACAUCAUCGCAGCUCCUCGGCGGCUUUGACCACACAGCGCACGCUGUACAAUCAGAAUCCAUUGAUCAAGAGCGAUGCCGCCGUGGCCAUACUGAGCAAGAAGGCGGACUCCAAGGCGUCCCUCGCCUGUGCUCUGCCCUGGGGUCAUGGCUGGGGCUGGGCCACGCUGCCCAAUGGCGUCUGGAGUGGCGGUCUCACCUGGUCGCAGUGCGAGGACACAUUCACCCUCCAUGCACUGCCAACAACUCACUGCACCAAUCUAAUCGAAAAUUCGUGCAGUGGCGCCGUCUACCACACGGACAUUGGCGGCUUUGAUUUUCACUCCACGGGCAUCGAUGAUGUCGGCGGCGAGGACUUCGACUAUGCCAUGGACUGUGGCGAUUUCAUAUUUUAAAUUCAGAAACCAUAAGCUCCCACCUCACUCAAAUACUCACACGCAGUACAGCAGUCGAACCCACCCAAAAACGCGCGCGGCGGAUUAAGAAUGAACACAAAAUUCUAGCAAAAACAAAAAGUAUUGCAUAUUGUUGCAAAAACAAAACAGUUCGAAGAAAUUAGUGAUUAACGCUGUCGUAGUUGUCCUUUUGUGUCAGGCUCUGCAAGUAGCACAUAGCUCUUCAUGCAUGCACACACAUACACACACGCACACACACACACACAUGCAGACACAUUUCUAUACGUAUUCAUGCGUGGAGGGAGGCAAAGUCACGUUGAGUAUACGCAUCAUGGUGCAGCUGCAUGCAUGCUGUGUAUCGAGAAUCUGAAUGUUUGUGUUGAUGCAUGCGUGUUUUGUAUUUUUAAUUGUGUUUGGUGUUUCUGUCUGUGUACGUGUUUGUUGUUAGUGUGCCAAUUACGUAUAGAAUCCAAUUAAGAAGUUAAGCUGCAACAUGCGAGUGUAACACAUUGAAUUAAUUCCAGAGAUGACAAUUUAUCGCAAAUAAUGUAUAUCCAAUAAACUGCACAUUACACACACCUUCGCACACACACUCACACUCACACUCACACUCACACUCACCUAUACACUUAAAUGCACAGCAACGUCCACAGAACGACAGCAAGAAUUUAAUGUACUACAAACAAAAAUGUCUUGACGUGCACCUAAAAGCAGGCAACAUAUUUAGCAUAGUAAGGGACAACAACAAAUUAUUAUGGUAUUAAGCAUCUUUUUAUGAAUUUUAUAACAAAUUCCCCCCGAACAUUUUCGAUGCCGACGAUCGCAAUUGUAGCGUGUGCAAUUUUUAAACAAUUUUAUAGCGCAGCCAAUUAAUCGAAGUUGAUAAAUUGUCAUUUGUAAUUGUGUAGAACAUGCUGGCUAUGUUCACAUACGGCAUUUUUAUAGAUUAGUAUGUAGUUGAGGUGACGAGGUGUUUUGCCAUUGAGUGCGAGAGGGAGAGAGAGAAUGGCCCAAACCAAGCAAGAGGAAAACCAGGUUAAUAACAAAUACACUUGAAUAUACAUAGCUCAGCCUAUUUAUAAUGCGCAUCGGUAAGCCCCAAGCACACCAAGACAGGUCAGUUUCUAGAAACUGAAAUACACAAAAACCCACCCGUACUGAUAAAGUAAAGUUUAUGAAAUAAACAACGUACAUUAACCGCAAA
This is a messenger RNA of Drosophila montana, 2338 nucleotides long. RefSeq lists its product as uncharacterized. The transcript has 4 exons. Gene Ontology annotation, biological process: regulation of cell differentiation. Bases 160 to 1134 code for a protein of 324 amino acids. Gene Ontology annotation, cellular component: membrane. Lineage: Eukaryota; Metazoa; Arthropoda; Insecta; Diptera; Drosophilidae. The record is from RefSeq and is a predicted model, not a curated record.